Molecule: messenger RNA, 1258 nt
Organism: Lytechinus pictus (painted urchin)
Lineage: Eukaryota; Metazoa; Echinodermata; Echinoidea; Temnopleuroida; Toxopneustidae
Product: E3 ubiquitin-protein ligase makorin-1-like
Exons: 5
Coding region: 1-822 (273 amino acids)
Biological process (GO): protein polyubiquitination
Molecular function (GO): ubiquitin protein ligase activity; metal ion binding
Source: RefSeq, a predicted model, not a curated record
AUGGUGAGAUAUUUUCUGCAUGGUCUGUGCAAGGAAGGAGAUAGGUGUCCCUAUGCUCAUAACAGAUCUCAUAAUGUGAAGAGUAAUGUAUGUCGCUACUAUCUCCAAGGAAAGUGCCACUAUGGAGCCAGCUGCAAGUUUCAACAUGUAGCUCCUACAAACAAUGUUCCCCAGAAAAAUAUCUCUCCAGCACCACUGCCUGUGUCAAGUAAAGGAGCUACCAUUGAGAGUCAACUAACAACACUUCAGUUGAAUGAUCAGAACUCACCUAAUGAAACUGUGGAUAAACAGUGUUCUGGUAACAAGUAUUCUAUGAAGGAUCUAGUUUAUGCUAAAGAAUUCAUCCCUGGUCAACCAUUUCAAGGCACCUUGCCACCAACCUAUAGCGCAACAGCCAAGAAGAAUGGUGAGAGUGGUGCCCUGGUCAUAUCUACAGAACAAGUUCCUAGGCCAGGACCUCAGGCUAUCUUAUGUCCCUAUGCAGUGAAGGGUACCUGUCGUUAUGGAGCCAAGUGUCAAUACAUGCAUGGUGAAGUGUGUGACCUCUGUGGAGAAGCUUGUUUGCUUCCAUAUGAUGAGGAGCAAAAGAAGAACCAUAGAAUGACUUGUCUUCAGAAGCAUGAGAAAGACAUGCAGGAAGCAUUUCUGUACCAGCAGAGUAAGGACAUAGUUUGUGGUAUCUGUAUGGAAGUUAUAAUGGAGAAAUCACCAAAGGAACGCAAAUUUGGUAUCUUAUCAGACUGCACUCAUCCUUACUGCUUGGAUUGUAUCAGGAAGUGGCGCAGUGGAAAGCAGUUUGAAAAGACUAUUAUCAGGUAUUAAUAUUGAAUGAUAUUAAAGAGUUUUAGUAAUUGAGAUAUACUUGUUUGAAUUUAAAUGAUUUGAAUGUUAUGUGUCGUUGGAUGUAGGAUUAUAAUUAAUAAAUUGGUGUUAGUUUUAGGGUGCAAAACAUGCUUUCAGAAUUCAGUUAGAGAAAGAGGCUGCCAGCUGAGUGUAGAUUUUCAUAGAAUUUGUAAGGUGAGUCUGAUCAGUCACCCACUAAGAAUUCUGCAAAUGCAAACAUUUUGCCUACUACAUUAUACAGAGCAAUACCUACAUAAUUCAUGAAAAUUCAAUAAUAUAAUGUUCAGAAAUGGCAAGGUAGGAGACUUUAAUUUUUAUAUACAUAAUUUUAAAAAAAUCCUUCUCACUUCAUUUUCAUUAAAACUUUAAGUAGAAACACACAAGGAGUUAAAAUGAAAAUGUAGGACGCCAAUGG